Molecule: messenger RNA, 1841 nt
Organism: Aedes aegypti (yellow fever mosquito)
Lineage: Eukaryota; Metazoa; Arthropoda; Insecta; Diptera; Culicidae
Exons: 5
Coding region: 65-1129 (354 amino acids)
Source: RefSeq, a predicted model, not a curated record
GCUUCAUUCUAACGGUGCGGUGAGGUGAUAAACGCGCAAUAUUGUGAACAAAUUAAUUUUCACCAUGGAAAAGGUGGUUACAAAUAGGAACCUGAAUGGUUUCAAUGGUGAGCAGUUCACCGAACAAGUGACAGAUCAAAAGGACUCAAUUUCAACAAGUGACCAAAAAGUGGCACACCGAUUCCGAAAACUGAAAAUUGACCCAUCGUUCACAGCCAUAUUGCCUUCUGCUGUCGACACCGAAGAGCAUGAUUACGAUGAGCAUACCACGGAGAGUGACGACAAUGAACGUGGCAUUCGAACGCAGUAUGUGAGACUAAACGAGGAACAGCACGUUGAGGCAGUGGUGAUCCUGAAGAACGAUGGAACAAAAACCGGGCCGGAUGAAAUGGAGGAUCUAUUGCAAAGCAACGGGAAACUCAAAUUCAAUUUGACACCAGAACAGUUGGGUGGCAUUGCCGGUGGUAGUGCGACCAUGGAAAAUAGAAGUAUUCCGCGAAAGUCCAGUCUCCGCAGAAACUCUGUGUUCAGUAACCAAUCGGACCUGGAGAAGCAGCUGGUGAUGGAGAAACCGAAACCUAUUCCGGAACCGGCAGGAAUGUAUGAUGUUCCCAAGAGGAUUUUGAUGCCAAUGUUUUCUGAAGACCAGGAUUUCAUGGAUAUGAACAAUUUUUACGACCGAAAUGCCCAGCUGAAGUUCGACGAGAUUCUCACCGUGUAUGACCAGUUCCCGAUGGAUUUUCUUCCCAGUAAGUACAAAUGUGGUGUCUGCAAAAAACUAUGCAAUGAGCCACGUGUGCUGGAUUGCCUGCAUACUUUUUGCAAACGGUGUCUGAUAGAGCUGGAAGCCAACUCGAACAGCGGAAGCAACCUAUUUUGGCGACGGAUCAACGAGUGUGCCAACUUUGACUGGGAUAGUAAGGUCAAGAGUGGCGAGCUUGAAGCAAACGAUGAAAGCAACAGAGAAAAUGAAAAGUUCCUAGCUGGGGCGACUUCCACACAUGAAUCCUCACGUGCCAUCAAUUGUGCUGCUAAUCAUGAUGGUUUCAGCGGAGAAUCACGUUUCGAUCAGAUUAGAGCGUCUUUUCAGAACUUCAAGGAGAAAAAACUGUUUGAAGUCACCGUCUAAAGAGAGGACUAAAAGCAAUCUAAAGCUCGCAGCGAAAAUUGACCAAGAAAAGGAUUUGAUCUGUCCCAGUUGCGGAUUGGCAACCGUGCUCCCACUGGAGGAGUGAAUCGCUUACCGCCUCAUUUUGUCAUGGAACGCAAAAUUGAAGAUAUGGUUUCGGCUUGCGGAAAUCCUCCGCCGAAUCUGUUCUGCGAAUUGUGCACUAAUGAAGUCACGGCCACAUCGUCGUGCUCCACGUGUUCCCUCAAGUUGUGCAGCUUUUGCAAGGAAGCCCACCAGCGGCAGCGUAAUACAGCCCAGCAUAAGGUUCGCUCGCUUGGGGAGCUGUUGAAAAAAUCCCGCCACAAUGAUCCGGAGGCACGCUCGAUUAAGUGUCCCAUGCAUCCGGAGCAUCAAUUAAAAUUAUUCUGCACCACUUGCCAUCAAGUCAUAUGUAACGAGUGCACCGCUUUCAUUCACCGGGACCAUAAAUACACGUCUGCAUCGAAAGCGGGCAAGGUUUACAGUAAGUUUGUGAAAAAUGCAAUCGAGCAGACGAAACCGCUCGAAGAUUACGCCAUGCAAUCGAUCGGACGGCUCAAUGACAUGUCGAUAAGGAUCAACAGCAAGUGUGAAGCGGUCCAACGGGACGUGGAAGCUUACAUCGAUGAGUAUGUUGCUGCACUGGAGGACCACCGGAAGGCGCUGCUAAAACAAAUCGGCGAGGUGCGGG